This is a messenger RNA of Mesorhabditis spiculigera, 1647 nucleotides long. The record is from the annotation of a GenBank genome assembly. Lineage: Eukaryota; Metazoa; Nematoda; Chromadorea; Rhabditida; Rhabditidae.
AUGCGGAAGUCACAAUCAUCCACGGAAAGUGAGAUGAGCAGUCGCAUCCUGCCAUAUGACGCCCAGCACGAAGAACUUCGCUCCGUGAUGGGGGCGCGCAAGCGCCUCCUCGUCGGAGGGCCAGCACCACCACCGGCCAAGAGAUUCGCCGCAUCACAAGCCGAAACUUCGUCAGACAGCGGUUCCGACGAAGAGGUCCCCGUACCUCAAUCUCCCGUUACCUCAUCAGCCACCCCGGCUCCUGCCACCCCUCGACUUCAACCGAUCCCCACUGUCCCUGAGGAAAAGACGGUGCCCCGUCUCAGCCCGCUUCUCAAUGGAACUUUUGUUGGCGAAUACGAGAUCAUUGGAGCCGGCCUGGAAGCUGAAGCUGUCCAUGCCCAGACCCGGGAAAUCGUCUCGGUCAAGGUUCUGAGUGACAAGGAAUACGACACGGUCGUUCGACUCGUCCAACGUCUGCUUGAAGGCCAGAAAUACUACAAUGAGCACGACUUUUUCGAUCUCAGGGAGCGUGUUUUCCCCUCCAAGUCAAAGAUGGUGGUCGAGGAGUCUGGUCGUCGUCUUCUGAUCAUGCCGGGCCAUUUGGGCUCGCUGCAUGCAUUUGCGCAUCGGAAGUCCGUUUAUAUGGCGGAGGCCGACGUGGCGCCGAUUUUUAAGGAGCUGGUCCGCCUGAUGGACUUCUGCCACACCCUCGGCAUCGUCAUCCGGGAAGUGAAGCCAAGGAAGCUUCUGUUCACUGAUGGACGUCGUAUCCAGCUGCGUUUGGCUGCGCCUUAUGAUGUCUACAUCUGUGAUGAUCCUGAAAACGAUCUGAUCACCGAGAAGUUUGGAAGCCCGGCUUACAUUCCGCCAGAGCUGCUGAGCUCAAAGUGCACUGGAUACCACGGAAAGCCGGCCGACGUUUGGGCCCUCGGAGUCGUUCUGUACCUGUUGCUGAUUGGACGCUAUCCAUUCUUCGACCAACGUCCCCUAUCCGUCUUCCAGAAGAUCAAGCGAGCUCGUAUCAUCAUCCCCCGCUUCAUCCAGCUGACCACAUGCACAUAUAACCUCAUCAUGGGCAUGCUAAGGAGAAAUCCUAUUCAUCGCCCAACAGCUGGUCAACUGGCGAUGUUCGGAUGGAAGAACACGGCUUCACCCUUCCCCACCAGGGCUUGGAUUGGACGUUGCGAAUGUCAUCCGUUGACGCCACAGAUGCAACAGAUUCGCACUCGUGCGGGCCUUCCACCAUUGCCGUUGUUGGCGAAGCAACACCUGAUCAUGAUGGGCCAUCCAGCCGCCAAUGCUCCUCUACCGCCACCCGGUCCCCAUGAGCCUGGUCUCCUCGCUGACCCCCAAUCCCGGCCCAUCCUCCCAUCUCGUGCUGUUGAGCAGGGCCGCCAGCUCGUUCUCCACCCCUUCAUGCGUGUCCAAGCGUUCACAGGUCGUUUCCCACCCAUACGGUCAUUCCCUGGCAACCCUCGCAUGUAUCUGGCCUCCCCAGCCCAUCUCCUUCAGCCAGCUUCCUUGCACACCGUGCGUGGUGUCCAAGUCACCAUCCCAACCCGUCCGGUUCGUCCGGCCAGCCCAAAAACCUCCCAGCCAUCAUCCCGGGUCGAGAAAUACCACCAUCAAGUCCGAACACGCCUUCUCAAAAUGUCCCGGGACGCC